Chanos chanos (milkfish) is the source of this 2233-nucleotide messenger RNA. It is a transcript of the gene rnf6, whose product is annotated as ring finger protein (C3H2C3 type) 6. NCBI's taxonomy places the organism in Eukaryota, Metazoa, Chordata, Actinopteri, Gonorynchiformes, Chanidae. The transcript is spliced from 4 exons. The coding region runs from base 41 to 2125 and encodes 694 amino acids. Gene Ontology annotation, biological process: protein ubiquitination; ubiquitin-dependent protein catabolic process; positive regulation of DNA-templated transcription. Gene Ontology annotation, cellular component: nucleus. The record is from RefSeq and is a predicted model, not a curated record. Gene Ontology annotation, molecular function: ubiquitin protein ligase activity.
AGGACUCGUCUAUAUUUCAGCUGCUGUCUCAGCGGUUUCCAUGGUGAUGGACCCUCCCGGCGGGCGAGAUGAGCGUCGUCAGCAGGCUGAGCGUCUGCGGAGGGAGGAGGCUUACUAUCACUUUAUUAAUGAGCUCAGCGAGGAGGAGUACAGGCUAAUGAGAGACAGCAACCUGCUGGGCACGCCUGGGGAGGUCACGGCGGAGGAGCUCCGGCAGCGCCUGGACGGAGCGAAGGAGCGCGUCUCCUCCCAGCCCCGGCCCGAGCCACGCCCUCAGAACAGCGAGACGGGAGAGGAGGAGGGCAGCAGCGGCGCGGUGGAGCCUGGCGGGGACGCGUCCAACGGCGACUCUCUGCUCGAGUGGCUGAACACGUUCCGGCGCACGGGCAACGCCACCCGGAGCGGCCAGAGCGGCAACCAGACCUGGCGCGCCGUCAGCCGCACGAACCCCAACAGCGGCGAGUUCCGCUUCAGCCUGGAGAUAAACAUAAACCACGAACAACCCGAACCUGGGGAGCACAGCGACUCGCCCGAUCCCACGGAGCUGUCUAUAAACCCGCCUCCGGUUGGCUCCUCCUCCUCCUCUUCCUCCUCCUCCUCCUCCUCCUCCUCCAUACGCACGGCCCCUUACACGCCACCGAGAUCCGCCCCUUACUCCACCGCCCGGCCCACUCUGGGCAGAAGGGCACAAGCUCGGCGUACUCGCAGUAGUACGGCCCCCACCUUACCCUCCCCCCUAGUAACACAAGCCCCUCCCACGAAUGUGAGGAGGAGUUUGGCCCCGCCUCAACCAGCCCCUCCCCCUCCACAAACCCCACCCAGCUCACAACAGUUGGAACAGGGGCAGGACAGCAAUGCAGGACAGAGUCAGGCUCAGGCCCCGCCCCCCUCUGAUGACGCAGGGGAAGGGCAGGAAGUGGACGAGAGGCCGGACUGCCCCCGCGUGCAGCCUCAGCCGGGCCCCCAGGGGGCGCCGGCGGGGCGCGAGCCACGCAGCAGCAGGACUCGUUCACGCGGCCGUGUGCGCAGGUCUGCAGGCGCGGGGGGGCAGUCCCGGUCCUCGCGACGCAGCCGCUCUCCUCUGGACAGAAAUGCUAACCCCGCACCUGGCGGUAAUACCCCAGCCACCGAACUGAGUGGAACUACAACUGUUGCCACGGAAACUGGCGAGGCGCCAGCAGAAACCGCUGCUGCCGUGGAUCCCGUGCCGGAGGGAGGAGAGGAGGAGGGUGAGACGCCGGUUUCGGGCGCGGGAGCAGGGGUGCGUCGCCACCCCACCAUCAUGCUGGACCUGCAGGUUCGGCGCAUCCGGCCGGGCGAGAACCGCGACAGGGACAGCAUCGCUAGCCGCACGCGUUCCCGUGCACGCGCGGCGGAGAACACUGUUACUUUCGAGAGCGACAGCGGCGGCUUCCGUCGCACCAUCUCGCGUUCGGAGCGGGCGGGCAUCCGCACCUACGUCAGCACCAUCCGGAUCCCGCUCCGUCGCAUCUCUGAGACCGGCCUUGGCGAACCUAGCUCCACCGCGUUACGCUCCAUCCUGCGUCAAAUCAUGACCGGAUUUGGCGAACUCAGCUCUCUCAUGGAAACCGAGGCUAACUCCGAGAACGCUUCGCCAACCCAGGAGGUAGGGCACGUCUCCGGCGGCCAGGGUUUCCGUAUCCACAGCAACGAGGUCGGGGCGGCCCACGGUGGGGCGGAGUCCGAGAGGACGGGGUCGCCUGAGGAAGGGGGGCAAGUUCAGGUGGCGGGGGCCGGCGGUGGCGGCGGCGAAGGUCGGGCCAGCAGCAGAGACACAAACAACCUGGUGGAGAACGGCACGCUCCCGAUCCUGCGGCUGGCGCAUUUCUUCCUCCUCAACGACGAGGAGGACGAGGAGCACCCGCGCGGCCUCACCAAAGAGCAGAUCGACAAUCUGGCCACGCGCACGUACGGCCAGGCCAGCCUGGAGGCCGAGCAGGGGCGCGCCUGCAGCGUCUGCAUCAACGAGUACGCGCAGGGCAACAAGCUGCGACGCCUGCCCUGCACGCACGAGUUCCACAUCCACUGCAUCGACCGCUGGCUCUCCGAAAACAACACCUGCCCCAUCUGCAGACAGCCAAUCCUCGCCGGCCACCAGGACUGAUUGACGGCUGGCUGGCCGGCCGGCCCCGCCCCCCCCCCCCCACCCUUGCCCCGCAUGACUGAUAGACCGACUGACAGACCGACUGACUGUACUGGCCACUAGGUGGCG